AUGGCUCAAUUUAAGGCAUGCAUCGUCGGUCUGGCAUUGAUCGGUCUCUGCGUGGCUGAUACAGUCAAGACCACUAACACCAAGACCGCUAACAAACGUAGCGCCGAUUUGGCGUACGGUCUCCCGUCUGCGUACUCCGGCUUAUCUUCCAGCUACGGAUCUGGCUACGGUUCCGGUUACGGUUUGUCUUCCGGAUACGGUUCUGGUUAUGGUCUGUCUUCCGGAUAUGGUUCUGGUUACGGUUUGUCUUCCGGCUACGGUUCGGGUUACGCAUCCCAUGCAGUACCAGUCAAAGUGAGCCAGUCCGACCAGGUGGUCCCCGUGUCCGUGCCACAACCGUACGCCGUGCCAGUCACCCGUCACGUGCCAGUGUCCGUCCCACACCCCGUGCCAGUGUCCGUGCCAAGAGCCGUCCCAGUCAGCGUGCCACACCCAGUCCCGGUCACCGUCGACCGUCCAUACCCCGUUGAUGUACCACGCAGCGUGCCAGUCAGUGUACCACACCCCGUCCCAUACACAGUCAGCCGCCCAGUGCCAUACUCUGUCCCACAACCGUACCCAGUCGAAAUCCAACAACACGUGCCAGUCUCCAUCCCAACUCCCGUCAUCGCACCAUCUUACUCCGGAUACUCUGGAGCUUCAUCAUACGGAUCUCUGGGAUACUCUGGCGCUUCAUCAUACGGAUCUCUAGGAGGAUACUCUGGCGCUUCAUCAUACGGAUCUCUGGGAUACUCCGCUCCGUCAUACGGAUCUUCAUACGGAUACUCCGCACCGUCAUACGGAUCUUCAUACGGAUACUCCGCUCCGUCCUACGGAUCUUCCUUCGGAUCUUCGUACGGAUCUCACGGACUCUCGUCCCUGUCUUCUUACGGUGGAUCUUCGCUGUCCGGUUUGUCUUACGGACACGGUCACUCCGACGAAUACAAGAAAUAA
Messenger RNA from Macrosiphum euphorbiae (potato aphid), 933 nucleotides. Lineage: Eukaryota; Metazoa; Arthropoda; Insecta; Hemiptera; Aphididae. The record is from the annotation of a GenBank genome assembly.